GUGCAACACUAAUAGUAUGAGUAUAAGUAUAUUCAUUUGACAAAAUUUGUUCAAUUAACACAAAGAAAACAAAAAAAAUACAAAAUGUUGUAUUUGGAAGACUAUCUGGAAAUGAUUGAGCAUCUGCCGCAGGAGUUGCGCGACCGUUUCACAGAGAUGCGUGAAUUGGAUCUUGCAGUGCAGAACAACAUGGACUCGUUGGACAAAAAGUCGCGUCUGUUCUUUCAGCAGUGCAAACGCGGCGAGCUGCAGCACGAGUCGAUGGACACGGAGUUUCACAGUCUGCGCGGGGAGUACUUCAAGGUGAUGGAGGAUGCGGACGAGAAAGUGGCGAUUGCCACCCAGAUCCAUGAGCUUGUGGAGCGCUACCUGCGACGCCUGGACAGCGAGCUGUUUAAGUUCAAGUGCGAACUGGAGGCGGACAACAAUGGAAUUACCGAGAUUCUGGAGAAGCGAUCGCUCGAACUCGAUGGCAGCAAUUCCACAGCGGCAACAGCUCUAUUGCUGAGCAUCAACCAGAAGGAGAAUCGAUACUAUAACACCGCAUCCUCCGUCAACAGCAACAAUCACUUAAUUGGCGGUGGCAUCAACAGUGCCACCGGGAUUAUCUCGAGCACUGGCAUCAACAGUGGCAGCCUGCUUGUCAACAGUUCCGCUCUGAAUAACCUGUCCGGCAACAAUAUCUCGGCUGGUGGCCAUCAGCGACAUCGAAAGCUGGAGAAACGACGGGAAACGAUAUGCACGGUGCCUGUGCAGGAGAAGCGGGCAAAUUUGAAUCAAUCGUUGCCAGUCGUUGCCGGCAACAGCAACAAUGUGGGCAACAGCAACACCAACACCAUUGUCAAUGCCGUCAUGGGCAACCACUUGAACAGCCUCGCUACACAUGUAACCUUGCCCGGAGUGGGAACGGGAAAGGGCAACAGUGCCAGCAUCAACGCUGUCACCACUACCACAGUUGGUGGCAACGUUGUCCGCCAGUUGCCCACGAAUCUAACAGCCCAACAACACAGCGUACUCGGCACUAAUGUGCCAACAGCAGCUGCUGUUGCCAGCAACAACGUCGGUGUGGCGACAAUUGCAGGUGGAGGUUCAGCUGCAGCAAGUACAGGAGUUGCUGGGAGCCAUGGCAACACCAUGGUCACCUAUAAUCUACAGCAGCUGGGCGGAGGAGCUGCUGCCUCGAGUGCCAUUGCAGCUGCGGCGAGCCAGGCGAUAGUGGCCACCCAACAAAUGCCACAAGGACGGCGUACGGCCAGUUUGAAGGCCAGUUACGAGGCCAUCCACGGUGCAGCCGUGGCGAGCAGCACGGAGUUCUGGUCGGCAGCAGCAGCGCACAACAGCAGCAUCCAGCCAGUGACUGGAACACUGGCCAGCAGCAGCACACAUCAUCAUCAGCAACAUCAACAACAUCAACACCAGCAGCAGCAACAACAUCAGCAUCAUCAGCAACAUCAACAACAUCAGCAUCAACAUCACCAUCAACAACAUCACCAUCAAGAGAAAAAGCAUAAAAAGAAACUGAAUACAAGCAUCUCAAUGCCUGGUGGCAUUGCCAUGCAAUCGCUGGGCGGCUCUUCAUCGGGUAAUUCCAUAACGUCGUCGUCCUCAUCCAUGAGCGCGGACUCCAUGGACAUGCUGUCGAACGUGUCGACAGCAUUGCAGCAUGCCAACAUUGCCCACGGCACUCUGACCAUGAAUCCCCAGGUAAAUCAACUGACAUCCAAUCCGCAUGUAACCGCUGCAGUGGCAGCCACCUCCGCAGUUGCUUCUCCCGUCGCCUUGCCGAGUAAUGUGAGCGGCGUGUCGGCGACUGCCAUUGGACUGCCCAGCACUGCAUUAGCUCCGGGUGCUAAUCUCACCAUAAGUGAGAACGGCUUGGUUGUGGAGCAAACCAACGAGGGAGAAUGGUCAUAUGAUCCCAAUGAGCCGCGAUACUGCACAUGCAAUCAAGUGUCCUAUGGCGACAUGGUUGCCUGCGACAAUGACGCCUGUCCAUACGAGUGGUUCCAUUACCAAUGCGUGGGCAUCACUCAGCCGCCCAAGGGCAAGUGGUAUUGCCCCAAAUGCACUGCGUCCAUGCGGCGUCGUGGCAAUCGCAAGAACUGAUGUGCAACUCGGACUACAGCCGGAUCUGAAUGAGAGUUGAAGGAACCCCUCACGGACAGACAAACAUGCAUUAUGCAUACAUUAUGACACUUUCACUUUAACUAGUAUUUUAUGCCAGUAAUAGCUUACAUAUGCCUGAAAUCAAUUAAUAAACAAUUCAAAUAACGAUAA
Molecule: messenger RNA, 2277 nt
Organism: Drosophila innubila
Lineage: Eukaryota; Metazoa; Arthropoda; Insecta; Diptera; Drosophilidae
Gene: Ing3
Product: inhibitor of growth protein 3
Exons: 4
Coding region: 85-2106 (673 amino acids)
Biological process (GO): regulation of DNA-templated transcription
Cellular component (GO): NuA4 histone acetyltransferase complex
Source: RefSeq, a predicted model, not a curated record